GGUGCCCGGCCCUCGAGCCCUCACGGCAUGCACCAUGAGCGGCGGCGGCGGCGGCGACGACGUGGUGUGCACCGGCUGGCUGAGGAAAUCGCCUCCCGAGAAGAAGUUGAGGCGCUAUGCCUGGAAGAAACGCUGGUUUAUACUGCGGAGCGGCCGGAUGAGUGGCGACCCAGGUGUUCUGGAAUACUACAAGAACGAGCACUCCAAGAAACCCCUGCGGAUCAUCAACCUGAACUUGUGUGAGCAGGUGGAUACAGGCCUGACCUUUAACAAGAAAAAGCUGCAGGACAGUUUUGUGUUCGAUAUCAAGACCAGUGAGUGUACUUUUUACCUGGUGGCUGAGACAGAGGCCGACAUGAAUAAGUGGGUCCAGAGCAUCUGCCAGAUCUGCGGCUUCACUCAGGCUGGGGAGAGCACAGACUCCCUGAGAAACCUUUCUUCAGCCAGUCACGGUUCCCACUCUUCUCCAGCUGAGGUCAGCGGCUCCACUCAGCACCUGCUCCGAGAAAGGAAGUCCUCCGCCCCUUCACACUCUGGCCAGCCCACUCUGUUCAUGUUUGAGCCCCUGUCAGGCCACAUCCAGCCUGCCUUGUCCACCAGUGCACCUCAGGAGUAUCUCUACUUGCACCAGUGCAUAAGCCGAAGGACAGAAAAUGCGAGGAGUGCCAGCUUCUCUCAGGGCACCCGGCAGAAGAGUGAUACAGCCAUGCAAAAACUUGCCCAGGGCAAUGGACACUGGGUCAAUGGAGUCAGCGGUCAAGUCCAUGGCUUCUAUAGCCUUCCCAAGCCAAGCCGACACAAUACAGAAUUCAAAGACAGUACUUACGACCUCCCCCGUAGCCUGGCUUCACAAGGCCACACCAAGGGCAGCCUCACAGGGUCCGAGACAGACACUGAGGAUGCGUACACCUUCAAGACACCCAGCAACACCCUGUGCCGGGAGUUUGGAGACCUCCUAGUGGACAAUAUGGAUGUUCCAACCACCCCUCUCUCAGCCUACCAGAUCCCUAGAACAUUCACACUGGACAAAAACCACAAUGCCAUGACAAUGGCCACUCCUGGAGACUCAGCCAUAGCUCCCCCACCACGCCCCCCCAAGCCAAGUCAGGCAGAAACACCUCGGUGGGGCAGCCCUCAGCAAAGACCUCCAAUCAGCGAACAUAGUAGAUCUGUAGCUGCUACUAUCCCCAGACGCAAUACCCUCCCCGCAAUGGACAACAGCCGACUCCACCGAGCUUCUUCCUGUGAGACCUAUGAGUACCCAACUCGAGGCGGAGAGAGUGCCAGUUGGUCUGCUGAAUCUCCAGGGAAGACUAUCGUGGGUCGAUCAGACAGUGCCAGCUCUGAUGACAACUAUGUGCCCAUGAACCCAGGUUCUUCUACCCUGCUGGCUAUGGAACGAGCAGGGGACAAUUCCCAAAGUGUCUACAUCCCCAUGAGCCCAGGGCCCCAUCACUUUGACCCGCUUGGCUACCCAUCCACAGCCCUUCCUAUCCAUAGAGGUCCCAGCCGAGGAAGUGAGAACCAGCCACCCCCGGUCAAUCGCAACCUCAAGCCUGACCGGAAAGCAAAGCCAACACCCCUGGACCUGAGAAACAACACUGUCAUCGAUGAGCUCCCCUUCACCAAGUCUUGGUCCAGGCUUAACCACACCGCUAACUCCAGCUCCUCCCAGUACUGCCGCACCAGCACAGACUCGGGAGACAGCGAGGAGAACUACGUCCCAUCCCCUGUUCCCAGUGGCACCAACAGCCCAGCUCCAAAGAAGAGUACUGGCAGUGUGGAUUACCUAGCCCUGGACUUCCAGCCAGGCUCCCCGAGCCCUCACCGCAAGCCAUCCACAUCAUCUGUCACAUCGGAUGAGAAGGUAGACUAUAUCCAAGUGGAUAAGGAAAAGACCCAGGCCCUGCAGAACACCAUGCAGGAGUGGACAGAUAUGCGGCAGUCCUCAGAACCUUCCAAGGGUGCCAAGCUGUGAUAAAGGAGCCGCCGCUUGUACUACCCGGGCCCUUCUUCAUGCCGUCGGAUCGCUCCACGAGCGCUGUGAGACCGUGCUGGAAGGGGAGACCAUCUCUUGUUUCAUAGUGGGAGGUGAGAAGCGUCUGUGCCUGCCACAGGUCCUUAACUCAGUGUUGCGCGACUUCUCACUGCAGCAGAUCAACUCAGUCUGCGAUGAGCUGCACAUCUAUUGCUCACGCUGCACCACCGACCAGCUGGAGAUCCUCAAAGUCAUGGGCAUCCUGCCCUUCUCCGCGCCCUCGUGCGGGCUCAUCACCAAGACGGACGCCGAGCGCCUGUG
Molecule: messenger RNA, 2299 nt
Organism: Peromyscus maniculatus bairdii (prairie deer mouse)
Lineage: Eukaryota; Metazoa; Chordata; Mammalia; Rodentia; Cricetidae
Source: RefSeq, a predicted model, not a curated record